This is a messenger RNA of Linderina pennispora, 822 nucleotides long. RefSeq lists its product as uncharacterized. Bases 159 to 629 code for a protein of 156 amino acids. Lineage: Eukaryota; Fungi; Kickxellomycota; Kickxellomycetes; Kickxellales; Kickxellaceae. The transcript is spliced from 2 exons. The record is from RefSeq and is a predicted model, not a curated record.
UAAUUUCUGACAUGCCAAUGUGGGGUUAGAAUUUCACCACAAGGAUACAUUUUAUUACGAUGUUUUCAAUUACCCUGUUCCUUAUACAAUAUAGACAGCAGCUUUAUGGCUGACAUGCCGUGAAUAUGAGUGCGGGGUAGGGUGAACCAGCCAGCUCCAUGUCUCCACGCAUGAUUAGCGCAGUAGCACUUUUGUCUGAGCUGGAGUACUGCGAAAAAAUAUAUUUGUCUUUUUGGCCGAUGCGAGUAAAUUGCAAAGGGUUGCUCUACUCCCUUGUACCUUCAACAUUCUUUCGCAGAAAAUCCCAGACCCCUCUUUACUUUUCGUAUGCCAUGGACCUGCAUAUCCUGUCUCUGAAGCGCUUCUUUGUCAUGCCUCGUAUACCUUGGACGUAUAUCGUAUUGUUUUCUUCGGCAGUGAUUCUGAUGGCGGUCUCAGUGCAUGCAGCCAGCGCACAAUGUGACUAUGCCCUGGACGGUCUGUGCCGCACACGGCAACCAAUGAAGCUGCAGAGGUUGGCCAGGCGCUUGGUGAAUGACUUGGGCAUGGCCGAGAUCUCAGUGCAGGAGGUGACUCUGGCCCUGGUAAUCGCUGCGGCUAGCGCUGCCUACGCCCUGUCGAGAGCGUAAUGACGAAUGAUUCUUGUAUAACAGCUGAGAUUAUGUAGGUUGGUGGAGGGAAGGGGCGAUCAAUAUUCAAUGUCGACCACAGUUCUAGAUUCCAGAUUCAUCUGCUGUUGAGUGGCCUGGGUAUAGGCGAGCUUGUCCCUGGAAAAAUAAACGUAACUAGACCACAUAUUGGAGCAUGUCUCGAAUUCCCAGC